Molecule: messenger RNA, 1260 nt
Organism: Pistacia vera
Lineage: Eukaryota; Viridiplantae; Streptophyta; Magnoliopsida; Sapindales; Anacardiaceae
Product: BURP domain protein USPL1-like
Exons: 2
Coding region: 244-1125 (293 amino acids)
Source: RefSeq, a predicted model, not a curated record
CAUUGACUUGAAUCUGUACUAGCUAGCUGCCCCCUAGUUCCAUCUCCUGAUGUGCGUUUCAAACCCACUAGAUUCUGUCUGAUUAAUAUUUGUCGUUUUUUAAUUUUUUUUAAUUUUUGAUUAAGUGCAGGGUAUGCUUAAUUAUCACCAUGUUCUUAAUUGGCCAGUUGAUAUUUGUUACUUAGUGUUUCAAAAGCAGAAGAAAGAGAUUAUCGAAAAAGGUUUCAGGAAAAUCUAUCAGAGAUGGGUUCUGGUUUUUCUUCCUGGUGCUUCACUCUUUGCCUUCUGCUUGCUGCUUUAAUGUGUGCUCAAGACAGUAACGCCAGGAGGGUUACAAAAGGGGAAGGAGAUGAUAGAAAUAAAUAUGAUCCUUUAUCAGAAGCAAGCGAUGGACACGAUCAAUGGAUCAAUGGCGGACAUCAUGCAAAAACAUCCCACGUCGAUCAUAUGGAUCCUUCAGUUCAUAUUUUUUUCACCAUAGAUAAUCUAAAGAUUGGAAAAUCACUCCCCAUAUACUUCUCCUACAAAAACUCUACAAAAUCUUAUCUACUAUCCAGAGAAGAAGCCAAUUCCAUUCCUUUCUCUUCACAAAAAUUACCUUAUCUUCUUGAAUUAUUCUCCUUCUCCAAAGACUCUCCGCAAGCCAAAGCCAUGGAGUACACACUUGAACAUUGUGAACGUGAACCCAUCAAAGGAGAGACCAGGUUCUGUGCUACCUCCCUGGAAUCGAUGCUCGAUUCCGCACGUGGCUUCUUCGGAUUGGAUACCAACUUCAAAAUUUUAACCACUUCAUCUCUCACAAAGCUAACUCCUUUACAGAACUAUACAAUCUUGGAAGUGCCGCAAGAAAUCUUUGCUCCAAAAUUUAUAGCAUGUCAUUCUUUGCCUUACCUUUAUGCAGUUUUCUACUGCCAUGGACAAGAGAGUAAAAACAGGCUAUUCCAGAUAUCACUGGGUGGUGAAAAUGGAGAGAAGGUCGAAGCUGUUGCCGUUUGUCACAUGGACACCUCGCUGUGGGAUGCCGAUCAUGUGUCAUUUCGUGUGCUCAAAAUCAAGCCUGGGGAUUCUCCUGUUUGCCAUUUCUUUCCUUUAGAUAAUUUAGUUUGGGUCCCUUUCCCUGCUUAAUUUAACCAAUUUAAAAUUACUGUGUGUAGUACUGUAGUUUGUGUCUACUGAAAAUGCUUAUCACUGUAAUAUAAUGUUUUCAUCAGAUAGUAGUUAGUAUCUACUGCAAACAUAUAUAAUUAAAUAAAGACCUCU